Molecule: messenger RNA, 8876 nt
Organism: Echinops telfairi (small Madagascar hedgehog)
Lineage: Eukaryota; Metazoa; Chordata; Mammalia; Afrosoricida; Tenrecidae
Gene: CIT
Product: citron rho-interacting serine/threonine kinase
Exons: 50
Coding region: 169-6420 (2083 amino acids)
Biological process (GO): mitotic cytokinesis; actomyosin structure organization; peptidyl-threonine phosphorylation
Cellular component (GO): cytoskeleton; cytoplasm
Molecular function (GO): protein serine/threonine kinase activity; ATP binding
Source: RefSeq, a predicted model, not a curated record
UCAAGUCCCGCGGAGCUCCGCCUGGUCAUGGGCUCUUCUUGGAUACCUGCUGGCCCAAGGGGCCUGAGGACAUUCCUUCAGCUCAGAGGCAGAAAUGGAGGCCCGAGACCUUGGGGGCAUUACACCUGACAGAAUCCUGGCAAACUGACUGCAGAGUUCAGCAGGGAGAUGUUGAAGUUCAAGUAUGGAGUGCGUAGCCCUCAGGACGCGAGUGCGCCUGAACCCAUUGCCAGCCGAGCCUCCAGGCUGAAUCUUUUCUUCCAGGGGAAACCACCCUUUGUGACUCAACAGCAGAUGUCUACUCUUUCCCGAGAAGGGGUAUUAGAUGCCCUCUUUGUUCUCUUUGAAGAAUGCAGCCAGCCGGCUCUGAUGAAGAUGAAGCACGUGAGCAACUUUGUCCGGAAGUUCUCCGACAUCAUAAACGAGUUGCAGGCACUCCAGCCCUCGGUCAAGGACUUUGAAGUCAGAAGUCUCGUAGGCUGUGGCCACUUUGCUGAUGUGCAGGUGGUCCGAGAGAAAGCCAGUGGGAACAUCUAUGCCAUGAAGGUGAUGAAGAAGAAGACCUUGAUGGCCCAGGAGCAGGUUUCCUUCUUUGAGGAAGAACGUAGCAUACUGUCUCGGAGCAUGAGUCCCUGGAUCCCCCAAUUGCAGUAUGCCUUUCAAGACAAAGAUAACCUCUAUCUGGUCAUGGAAUACCAGCCCGGAGGGGACUUGCUGUCACUCUUGAACAGAUAUGAGGAUCAAUUAGAUGAAUAUAUGAUUCAGUUUUACCUAGCUGAACUGAUUUUGGCUGUUCACAGUGUUCAUCAGAUGGGAUAUGUACAUCGAGACAUCAAGCCUGAGAAUAUUCUUAUUGACCGGACAGGUCAUAUUAAAUUGGUGGAUUUUGGAUCAGCUGCUAAAAUGAACUCCAAUAAAAUGGUGAAUGCUAAACUCCCAAUUGGGACCCCCGAUUACAUGGCCCCAGAGGUGCUGACCGUGAUGAAUGGAGACGGGAAAGGAGUCUAUGGCCCGGAGUGCGACUGGUGGUCUGUGGGAGUGAUUGCCUACGAGAUGAUUUAUGGGCGAACCCCAUUCACUGAGGGGACCUCGGCCAGAACGUUCAGUAACAUCAUGAAUUUCCAGCGAUUUUUGAAGUUUCCGGACGACCCCAAAGUUAGCAAUGAAUGUCUUGAUCUGCUUCAAAGUUUAUUGUGUGGGCAGAAAGAAAGACUGAAUUUCGAGGACCUUUGUUGCCAUUCUUUCUUUGCGAAAAUUGACUGGAAGAACAUUCGUAACUCUCCUCCCCCCUUCGUUCCCACCCUCAAGUCUGAUGAUGACACCUCCAAUUUUGAUGAACCAGAGAAGAAUUCGGGGAUUUCAUCCUCUCUGUGCCAGCUGAACCCCUCAGGUUUCUCCGGCGAAGAGCUACCAUUUGUGGGGUUUUCGUAUAGCAAGGCACUGGAGAUUCUUGGUAGAUCUGAGUCUGUUGUGUCGGGUCUGGACUCCCCUGCCAAGACUAGCUCCAUGGAAAAGAAACUUCUCAUCAAAAGCAAAGAGCUGCAAGAUUCUCAGGACAAGUGUCACAAGAUGGAGCAGGAAAUGACCCGGUUACAUCGGAGAGUGUCUGAGGUGGAGGCUGUGCUUAGUCAGAAGGAGGUGGAGCUGAAGGCCUCUGAGACUCAGAGAUCCCUCCUGGAGCAGGACCUUGCUACCUACAUCACAGAAUGCAGUAGUUUAAAGCGAAGUUUGGAGCAAGCUCGGAUGGAGGUGUCCCAGGAGGAUGACAAAGCGCUGCAGCUUCUCCACGACAUCAGAGAACAGAGUCGGAAGCUCCAGGAAAUCAAAGAGCAGGAGUACCAGGCUCAAGUGGAAGAAAUGAGGUUGAUGAUGAACCAGUUGGAAGAAGAUCUUGUCUCGGCAAGAAGACGGAGUGAUCUCUAUGAGUCCGAGCUGAGAGAGUCUCGGCUCGCCGCUGAAGAGUUCAAGCGGAAGGUGACAGAGAGUCAGCACAAACUGAUGAAGGCUAAGGACCCAGGGAAGCCUGAAGUGGGAGAAUAUGCCAAAUUGGAGAAGACCAAUGCUGAGCAGCAGCUCAAAAUCCAGGAGCUCCAAGAGAAACUGGAAAAGGCUGUCAAAGCCAGCACGGAGGCCACCGAGCUGCUCCAGAACAUUCGUCAGGCAAAGGAGCGAGCCGAGCGGGAGCUGGAGAAGCUGCAGAGCCGAGAGGACUCCUCCGAGGGCAUCAAAAAGAAGCUGGUAGAAGCCGAGGAACGCCGCCAUUCUCUGGAGAACAAGGUAAAGAGGCUAGAGACCAUGGAGCGUAGAGAAAACAGACUGAAGGAUGACAUCCAGACAAAAUCCCAACAGAUCCAGCAGAUGGCUGAUAAAAUUCUGGAAUUGGAGGAGAAGCACCGGGAGGCCCAAGUCUCUGCCCAACACCUCGAAGUGCACCUGAAACAGAAAGAGCAGCACUAUGAGGAGAAAAUUAAAGUGUUGGACGGCCAGAUCAAGAAAGACCUGGCCGAUAGGGAGAGCCUGGAGAAUCUGAUGCAGAGGCACGAGGAGGAAGCCCACGAGAAAGGCAAGAUUCUCAGUGACCAGAAGGCGAUGAUCAAUGCUAUGGAUUCCAAGAUCAGAUCCCUGGAACAGAGGAUUGUGGAAUUGUCCGAAGCUAAUAAGCUGGCAGCAAAUAGCAGUCUUUUUACUCAGAGGAACAUGAAGGCUCAGGAAGAGAUGAUUUCAGAGCUCAGGCAGCAGAAGUUUUACCUGGAGACACAGGCCGGGAAGUUGGAGGCCCAGAACCGGAAGCUAGAGGAGCAGCUGGAGAAAAUCAGCCACCAGGAUCACAGCGACAAGAACCGGCUGCUGGAGCUGGAGACAAGGCUGAGGGAGGUCAGUCUGGAGCACGAGGAGCAGAAGCUGGAGCUCAAGCGCCAGCUCACAGAGCUGCAACUCUCCCUUCAAGAGCGCGAGUCCCAGCUCACGGCCCUCCAGGCUGCCCGGGCGGCCCUGGAGAGUCAGCUCCGCCAAGCCAAGACGGAGCUGGAGGAAACGACAGCAGAAGCAGAAGAGGAGAUCCAGGCACUCACGGCUCACCGAGAUGAAAUCCAGCGCAAAUUCGACGCUCUCCGUGACAGCUGUACUGUCAUCACCGACCUGGAAGAGCAGCUGAAUCAACUGACGGAAGACAACGCUGAACUCAACAACCAAAACUUCUACUUGUCCAAACAACUGGACGAAGCUUCUGGUGCCAGCGAUGAGAUAGUGCAGCUGCGGAGCGAAGUGGACCAUCUCCGCCGGGAAAUCACCGAGCGGGAGAUGCAGCUCACUAGCCAGAAGCAAACGAUGGAGGCUUUGAAGACCACAUGCACGAUGCUGGAAGAGCAGGUCAUGGACCUGGAGGUCCUGAACGACGAGCUGCUGGAGAAGGAGCGGCAGUGGGAGGCCUGGCGGAGCGUCCUCGGGGAUGAGAAGUCUCAGUUUGAGUGUCGCGUGCGAGAGUUACAGAGGAUGCUGGACACUGAGAAGCAGAGCAGGGCGAGGGCCGACCAGCGGAUCACCGAGUCUCGCCAGGUGGUGGAGCUGGCAGUGAAGGAACACAAGGCUGAGAUCCUGGCGCUGCAGCAGGCACUAAAGGAGCAGAAACUGAAAGCAGAGAGCCUCUCCGACAAGCUCAACGACCUGGAGAAGAAGCACGCGAUGCUCGAGAUGAACGCCCGCAGCUUGCAGCAGAAGCUGGAGACGGAGCGGGAGCUCAAGCAAAGGCUCCUGGAAGAGCAAGCCAAACUGCAGCAGCAGAUGGACCUGCAAAAGAAUCACAUUUUCCGCCUCACUCAAGGAUUGCAGGAGGCUCUUGAUCGGGCUGACCUGCUGAAGACAGAGAGGAGUGACCUGGAGUAUCAACUGGAAAACAUCCAGGUUCUCUAUUCCCACGAAAAAGUGAAAAUGGAAGGCACUAUUUCUCAACAAACCAAGCUCAUCGACUUUCUGCAAGCCAAAAUGGACCAACCGGCUAAAAAGAAAAAGGGUUUAUUUAGUCGACGGAAAGAGGACCCUGCUUUACCCACACAGGUUCCUCUGCAGUACAACGAGCUGAAGGUGGCCCUGGAGAAGGAGAAGGCUCGCUGUGCUGAGCUUGAGGAAGCCCUCCAGAAGACCCGCAUCGAGCUCCGGUCGGCCCGGGAGGAAGCUGCCCACCGAAAAGCCACUGACCACCCGCACCCAUCCACGCCAGCGACCGCCAGGCAGCAGAUUGCAAUGUCUGCCAUUGUGCGGUCCCCCGAGCACCAGCCCAGUGCCAUGAGCCUGCUCGCCCCACCCUCCAGCCGCAGAAAAGAGUCUUCAACUCCAGAAGAAUUCAGUCGGCGUCUGAAGGAGCGCAUGCACCACAACAUCCCUCACCGCUUCAACGUCGGGCUGAACAUGCGAGCCACCAAGUGCGCCGUGUGUCUGGAUACCGUGCACUUCGGACGCCAGGCAUCCAAAUGUCUCGAGUGCCAGGUGAUGUGUCACCCCAAGUGCUCCACGUGCUUGCCUGCCACCUGCGGCCUGCCUGCUGAGUAUGCCACACACUUCACUGAGGCCUUCUGCCGGGACAAGAUGAAUUCUCCGGGGCUCCAGACCAAGGAGCCCAGCAGCAGCCUGCACCUGGAGGGCUGGAUGAAGGUGCCCAGGAAUAAUAAGCGAGGACAGCAAGGCUGGGACAGAAAGUACAUUGUCCUGGAGGGAUCCAAAGUCCUAAUUUAUGACAACGAAGCCCGAGAAGCUGGACAGAGGCCGGUGGAAGACUUUGAGCUGUGCCUUCCCGACGGGGACGUGUCUAUUCAUGGUGCCGUUGGUGCUUCUGAACUCGCAAAUACAGCCAAAGCAGAUGUCCCGUACAUACUGAAGAUGGAGUCCCACCCACACACCACCUGCUGGCCCGGGAGAACCCUCUACUUGCUAGCUCCCAGCUUCCCUGACAAGCAGCGCUGGGUCACUGCCUUGGAAUCAGUGGUGGCAGGUGGGAGAGUGUCUAGGGAGAAAGCAGAGGCCGAUGCGGCCCGGGGCUGUGUUUCCGCCGAGCUGCUGCUUGCAUGGGUUCAGAAAUUACUUGGAAAUUCACUGCUAAAGUUGGAGGGUGAUGACCGGCUUGACAUGAACUGCACGCUGCCCUUCAGCGACCAGGUGGUGUUGGUGGGGACUGAGGAAGGACUGUAUGCACUGAAUGUCUUGAAAAACUCCCUGACCCAUGUCCCAGGCAUUGGAGCUGUCUUCCAGAUUUACAUCAUCAAGGACCUGGAGAAGCUCCUCAUGAUAGCAGGGGAAGAACGGGCUCUGUGUCUUGUGGAUGUGAAGAAAGUGAAGCAGUCUCUGGCACAGGCGCACCUUCCCGCCCAGCCAGACAUCUCGCCCAGCGUUUUUGAAGCCGUCAAGGGCUGCCACUUGUUCGCUGCUGGCAAGAUUGAGAAUGGACUCUGCAUCUGUGCAGCCAUGCCCAGCAAAGUGGUCAUACUCCGUUACAACGAGAACCUCAGCAAGUAUUGCAUCCGGAAGGAAAUCGAGACCUCAGAGCCCUGCAGCUGUAUCCACUUCACCAAUUACAGUAUCCUCAUCGGAACCAAUAAAUUCUACGAAAUUGACAUGAAGCAGUACACGCUCGAGGAAUUUCUGGAUAAGAACGACCAUUCCUUGGCGCCGGCUGUGUUUGCCUCCUCUUCCCACAGCUUCCCCGUGUCCAUGGUGCAGGUGAACGGUGCGGGCCAGCGGGAGGAGUACCUGCUCUGCUUCCACGAAUUUGGGGUGUUCGUGGAUUCUUACGGAAGACGCAGCCGCACCGACGAUCUCAAGUGGAGUCGCUUGCCUUUGGCCUUUGCCUACAGAGAACCAUACCUGUUUGUGACUCACUUCAACUCGCUCGAAGUCAUUGAGAUCCAGGCACGGUCCUCUCUGGGGACCCCUGCCCGAGCGUAUCUGGAAAUCCCAAACCCACGCUACCUGGGCCCUGCAAUUUCGUCGGGAGCGAUUUACCUGGCUUCCUCCUACCAGGAUAAACUCCGGAUCAUCUGCUGCAAGGGGAACCUUGUGAAGGAGUCUAGCACCGACCACCACCGGGUCCCCUCCACCUCCCGCAGCCCCAACAAGCGAGGCCCUCCAACGUACAAUGAGCACAUCACCAAGCGCGUGGCCUCCAGCCCGGCACCACCCGAAGGCCCCAGCCACCCCCGAGAGCCAAGCACACCCCACCGCUACCGGGAGGGGCGGACAGAGCUGCGCAGGGACAAGUCCCCAGGCCGCCCUCUGGAGCGAGAGAAGUCCCCAGGCCGGAUGCUCAGCACUCGGAGAGAACGGUCCCCUGGGAGGCUGUUUGAAGAGAGCAGCCGGGGCCGGCUGCCCGUGGGGGCCGUGAGGACCCCCCUGUCCCAGGUCAAUAAGGUCUGGGACCAGUCUUCAGUCUAAAUUGCAGCCAGAAAACCCGACUCCUCAUCAGUCUGCAGGAAAACACCAAACAAACUAUGGGAUUCUGCUGAAGGGGACCCUGUCGCCCACCCACUCGGCCACCGGUGGCACAGCUGGGCUUAGACCCCUCUGCACGGACACCCCAUCUCCAGGAGGAGGCAGGUGGCUGAGAGGCCCUAGCAGAGCCGCCACACCUUGGCGCCUCCUCCUCCUCCUCCGACACCUUCCUGCAGUCAUCUUUGCACUUUGUCACUCUUCCAGAGCAUUCAUAACACUUUUGUACUAGCUCGGCCUGGACACGUCCAUCCAAGAAAACUGACUUGGCGCCCUGUGGCUAGGACCCUAGUGACCAGAGACUUCAGGUCCUAGGGAGGUUGGCUUCCUCUUUUAAUCUCUCUCUCUCUCUCUCUCUCACUCUCGGGUUCUUUUCACUCUCUCUUUUUUUUUUUAAGACAACAGAAUUCUUAAUAGAUUUGACUAGUAUUUCCUGUCGUAGUCCUUUUUAGCUAGACCAGACCAUCCGGUCUUUGCCACUGAAACGUGUCGUAGACGAGUCCUUCGGUUGCUAGCCUCCCCCACCCCCACCCCAACCCCGGUCCGUAGGGUCAUUCUGUUUUGAGUCCAUCCUCCCCGGUGGCCCUGCGUCUCCCAGGGUGACAUCCUAGCCAAAUGUUUACUGUUCUCAUUGCCUUUUAUGGCCUUGACGACUUCCCCUCCCACCAGCUGAGAAUGUAUGGAGGUCAGCCGGCCUCAGUGCGGAGGCAGUGACUUGGGGCCAAGGGACCUCGUGGAGCUUUCCUCCCCACCCCUGGCCAUCAUCUCCCAGCCUGCUGCCCCCACUUCCAUGUCGCUUUGGCCAGGGAAGCAUGCACUAGACUUGCUCUGCACCCAGUGUCCGUGGCACUCUGGGCCGGGGUGUGAGUCCGAUCUGGGAUGGGGUGAGUCCCCUGCCCGGGAGCCCUGCAUGGUGGUUCGCUGCAUGUGCUGCCCCACCCUCCUGGCUGGCCCCCUUGGGUCGCUCUGCCAAUGCCUCGCCAUCAUACCACAGCUCCUGCCGAUGGAGCCCCUCUGCCGACUUGCCAAAUAUCUGGCCACCACAAGCUGCAGUCUGUAGCACUGAACAAACACAAAACAAAACGCUCACGCCUUAUGACCAGAGAAGGAUUUUGGCACACCACCACCUCUUACCCACUCUCCCCUCCAACUUCCAUGCUGCCCCUGUAGAUGACUCUGUGUGUACACACACACACACACACACACACACACACACACGCACGCGCCAGCCCAGUUUUACCCACACAAAACUGUGACUUCCUAAGUGGGCCUUUCCCUAGGACGCCGGAGAAAGGAGCCGCAGCUCAACUGCCCCCCUCUGCCGAGGUGGGGACGCCCUCCUAGGUGCAGUGCAGCUCCCCUGGCUCCUCUGCCCUCCACAGGAGGACAGCAUUCCUGGGGUGCAAGAACCCCCCUCGAGGUUUUACAUCAGGCAAGCUAACUAGCGGCCUUACUUCUGCCUUCAGUCUCCCACAAGGCACCUCUUGCUUUGGGUUCCCCAGGACUCUUCGGCAUGCCUCUACCAGCCAAGGCACACCCUAGGUACACUGAAGGCUAGAGCCGUCUCCACUGCAGCCAGUGACCUCGGCCACCUGUCUGGCCACAUGUCCACAGUGUGGCCGCGCCCCAGAUUGCAGCCUGGCCCCGACCCCAGCUCCUUCCUGCUCGUCUCUUAACCGAAGUGCUUUCUCAUCGGGAUCUCCCAAGACUCCUCCAUGCUGUGGCCCCUCCGGGAGCGUCCUGGCGUUGUGCUGUUAUGUGUUGCUUGGCGUCCUACCCCAUCCUCCCCUUCCACCCCCAGGGCAUAUUUGACCGAAUGUUUGCUGAAGUUCUUUGUCUCUUGGUCCACGAGUAUAUGGAACGGUCACUGAACAUGGGUCUUUGAGCCUUGGCAUCUCAUCUAGGGUCUCCAUGAGCAAUGGCCUCUUAAGCCCUGAGUGUGCACCCCGAGUCUCAUCUGUGAAGCGCUUCCCGCUAUAGAACUAGCUCAAAAAGUCGACUGUACAUAUUUACAAGAAACUUUAUAUUCGUAAAAAAAAAAAAGAAAAUAAGGAAAUUGAAUUGGUUUCUACUUUUUUAUUGUAAAAGGUGCAUUUUUUCAACACUUACUUUUGGUUCCCAACGGUGGUAGCCCGUGGAUGGCCGUCCUCCCUGGAUUGUGGUGGGGAGCCCCAUGUGACCACCAAGAUCCCAGCAGGAAAUACUGUAACACGAAAUGUCAGUCAAAAGCUUAUUAGCAUAAAUACGAUCUUAGGCCUCCAACGUACAGGCUUUUUCUUCAUUACCUUUUUUUAUUCAGAACAAGCGAGGGAACACAAGGAAAGUCCUGUCCGAGGUCCACCUUGAAAGGAAUGAACUUUGUUGUCCAACAAUAGCAAAAUAAAACAACCAACGAAAACGUU